AUGUGCAUAGACUUCCUCGUAUCUUUCACUUUGCCCCACUUGGCCGACGAGAGAAUCUCCGCCGCAAGCUCGAAAUUUCCUGCCUUUGUGGAUGAAUCCCACGCGACGCCUUCUAAUUCUGAAACCGGCGCCUGCUUCUUGAAUUCUGGGCUCUCUGCCUCUGCAUUCCUCCCCUGUUUUUUCUUCGCUUCAAAAACUUCUUCUGAGCCCAGUUGCCGUUUCGAAUUCGAUCUCCUCGCUUUCUUCUCUGUGCUCGCCAAUCUCAGCCUUGGAGUCCUGAUUUCCACAACCGUCUCUCUCGUACCCUCGGCCGGCAAAAACGCGAAAUUCCCAACUUCCUUCUCCCCUGUUCUCGUUCCUACUCUGUUUGAUUUAGUGCAGCAGCUCCGGCAACUCGACGGCGGAAACUUGUCGCUGUUGUCGUCUAAGACGUACUUCUUGUCACCAUAA
Molecule: messenger RNA, 450 nt
Organism: Linum trigynum
Lineage: Eukaryota; Viridiplantae; Streptophyta; Magnoliopsida; Malpighiales; Linaceae
Source: the annotation of a GenBank genome assembly